AUGCAUGAUAUUUGUAAUUACGACACAUACUUCAUUCAAAAGUAUGAUGCUUGUGGAGUUUUGGGUCUUCUCCCAGAGCAAAAACUUACAGCUGCUUUGCGGAUGCUUGCUUAUGGGGCAUCUGCAGAGCAGGUGGAUGAGAUUGCAAGGAUGGGAAAAUCAACUAUCCUAGAAUGCUUGGUGAGAUUUUGUGAUGCAGUAGAAAAUCUCUACACGAGGGAGUACCUUCGCAGACCUUCUCCUGCGGACCUACAAAGGCUCCUAAAAAAAGCUGAUACUCGAGGUUUCCCAGGAAUGAUUGGAAGUAUCGAUUGCAUGCACUGGCAGUGGAAGAAUUGCCCAACUUCUUGGCAAGGAGACUAUGGGAAUCGAAAGGGCCAAAAAAGUAUAAUUCUGGAGGUCGUAGCUUCAUUCGACACUUGGGUUUGGCAUGCAUUCUUCGGAGUUGCCGGAUCUCAGAAUGACCUCAAUGUGCUUGGUCAAUCCCCGGUGGACGACAUUCGUGAAAACAGCCCUUAUAUCACAUACGAAAUCAACAACACUGUAUACUCUGGUGCGUACUACCUUGCCGACGGAAUUUAUCCUAGGUGGAUGACAUUCGUGAAAACAAUUCCAAAUCCUCAAUCCUAG
This is a messenger RNA of Prunus avium (sweet cherry), 630 nucleotides long. The record is from RefSeq and is a predicted model, not a curated record. Lineage: Eukaryota; Viridiplantae; Streptophyta; Magnoliopsida; Rosales; Rosaceae.